Pteropus alecto (black flying fox) is the source of this 3332-nucleotide messenger RNA. RefSeq names its product cerebellin 3 precursor (gene CBLN3). The transcript is spliced from 2 exons. Lineage: Eukaryota; Metazoa; Chordata; Mammalia; Chiroptera; Pteropodidae. Gene Ontology annotation, molecular function: protein binding. The record is from RefSeq and is a predicted model, not a curated record. The coding region runs from base 625 to 1122 and encodes 165 amino acids.
AGAGGCUUAAAGAGACUAAUCCAGUCCCUUCGGGUGAAGUUAUGGAAGUCCAAAGAGGGAAACAGACUGACCCAGGGUCACAAUACAGUGACACUGUUGGCCCAAGCGCUUUCCACCAAAACAAUUGUGGGAAAAAGACUAAGGAACUUCUUUUAAAGAAUGGAAAAAAUGCCACUGAGAGUGCUGUGGGCCUGUGAGGGAUUUUGAAGAGAGGAGAGAAGAAGAGGAGGAAGGCACUGUAGGAGCUGUCUCUUGCGCACGAUCUCUGUGGUCCCAGUUCCAGCCUUCAGUGCUCUCCAGAGAGGCUUCACUAGGGUUCUAGCUGUAGCCCUCCUGUCUGGCUGCCUCAUCCCUCCUCUCCCUCCCAGAGCCCAACUGCUGUCAUUUUGUGCCCUGCCAAGGAGGAGGGAACUGCAGUGCCAGCAGGAGUAAAAGGCAGGACAGAGUUGUGGGGCACGGAGAGGUAUGGAGAGGGAGAUGCUGAGACCAGGUGACAGUGAGACACAGAAAGAGGGCUGAAGAGCAGGGCAAGGGGUGUUGAGAGUCUGAAGGAGAGUGGAAACUGAAAGGAGCAGAAGAGGGCCGGCAGACAGGAAGACUCGGGGGUCACAGAGCCACUCAGCCAUGCUAAGAGCAAAACAACACUGGCUGCCAGGUCUCACACCCAACCCCAGGCUGUCCUUGGCCCUGAUGCUUCUGGUCCUGGGGAUCGGAUGGGCCCAGGAGGCAGCAGAGCCCGUCCUUCUGGAGGGCGAGUGCCUGGUGGUUUGUGAGCCCAGCAGAGCUGCUGCAGGGGGGCCCGGGGGAGCAGCUCUGGGAGAAGCACCUCCCGGAAGAGUAGCCUUUGCUGCGGUCCGAAGCCACCACCAUGAGCCAGCAGGGGAGAUCGGCAACGGCACCAAUGGGGCCAUCUACUUUGACCAGGUGAGCCUUAUGCUGAACACAUGGCCUGUCAUCUCAGCCUUUGCCAACGACCCUGAUGUGACUCGGGAGGCAGCCACCAGUUCUGUACUACUGCCCCUGGACCCUGGGGACCGGGUGUCCCUGCGCCUGCGUCGGGGGAACCUGCUGGGUGGCUGGAAAUAUUCAAGUUUCUCUGGCUUCCUCAUCUUUCCACUCUAAAGGCUCAAAGACAGGAAUCUAGCCCCUGUCCUCUGCCUUCUGCCCUCUCGUGUCCCAGAAGCAGCAUCUGUGGGGCAGGAGAGAGGCUCCCUCUGGCUGCCUGUAUUCCACCUCCUUGCAUGGGACCCUGUGUCAAACACCCAAGGUGAUGAAUAGAGCUGUGGUGUCUUGGGACCUGGCUGCUCUUACCCACCCCACGCCCACCCACCAAAAAAAUGUCCUCACAGCCUCCUACUGCAUCUCUUUGUGUCUGCAGCCCUCGGAUCAGGGGAAGGUUUGGCAAGUAGCGAGACUGAAGCUAUUGUAUAGACUUUGCUCCUCUCUCUUCCGCAACCCCUAGCCUCUCGCUUAGUGCUACUUGGGGACAGGUGGCAUAGGUAAACCUAACAGGCCCCCACAGGGGCCCAGAUGGACCAGCUAGGCAUACCCUGCAGGCUCCUUCCUGUGAGGAGUGCCAGCAUCACAGAUCUCUGCCAGCACAGUCAGGAACUGAGCCAGCACCAUAUGGGCUAGGGCGGGAGGCUCAGCCACCAGUAGAAGUGUGGAGAGGGCCACAGAGCAGCCCAGAGCCUACGGCUAAUAGGGCAGGAAGGGGAUAUGGGCCUAGCUUGAAUAAGGUACACAUUUUUCAUGUACAUUGGGGCAGCCAGCAAUCAGUGAACCUAGGUGUUCUUCUGUGCUAGGCCACAAAUGGACUCUGGCCCUCAUCUCCCCACCCAGGACAUGAGAUGUGUAUGUUUGCUCUGACUGAGAACAGGUAUAUGCUGGUUCCUUGGGCAGCUGUAGGUGAGAGUAGAAGGUCACCUGUAGGCAAGUGUAGAUUUCCAGGCAUGGAACACAUCAAUGACCACAGCCACCUCCUAAAACUGCUCCACCUUUGUAGUCUGAACUUCAAUCACUCCAUACCCUAACCACCACCUCCUUCCUCCCAGCUCUCUUACCUUGACUGUACCUGUUCCAGACUAUCCUACAACCUCUCUUCUUUUUCCUGAUCUGUGCUCUUAUCCUCCUUCUUAAAAUUCCUAUUACCUGGGAUUCCAUGAUUCAUCCUUUUACCCACUCUCCUGCCAGCAUUAUAAACUCUCUUACCUCGCUGUCCCUUUGGCCCAGCAUGGAUAACUCUAUCAAUAAAGUAACUAGAGAAUGAUGGUUAAUGAGACACUAUAGGAUUGCUAAAGAUAGAAGAUGCCACUACAGUUUGGAUCAGGGGUUACAGGAUAUGAGCAGGUAUGUCGCAGAGAAAAUAAAUGUAAAACUGUAUGUUAGAGUCAAAUAAAAAAAAAGAUUUAGUAAUGCUUGAGUUAAAUAGGAAAUACCAAUGUGAAUUUGUGGUUUUCAAAAGAAAUAACUUUUCCAAACUUUGUCACUAAAGUAUCAUAGAAACAACAUUAGAAAAAAUCUGAUAUGCAUCCUUAGCACCUAGAUCUGUGCCUCAAAUGUUAUUCACCUUUAAAAGGACUCAGGUUCUAUGGAGAAUAGCUCCAUAUCUUAAAAAAUUCUAGGUUUGGAACAUGUUGUUGAUGACAAAAAGCAAGGACACUUUUUAAAAUGUUUAAGGUAGAGUCAAAAAAGCAGAGGAACCAAUUUUAAAAGGCUGCCACCUGACUUUCUAUGACAAUUUGAUAAUCGAAAGGAAAAUAAUAUAGUUAAUUGGAACAAGGUGAAUUUUUUUUUAAUUUACGACUGUUAUUAUUCCAAAAGAAAAAAGUCAUUAUGAAGUGUGCAAAAAAGUAGUUAAUAUACUGAGUGAAGAAGAAUGAAAAUAACAGGAUAUUUUUAGUUAAUUUUGAUAAGUAGAAAAGUAUACGUAUAGUAGGUGUUUUAACUAUUCAUAAGGUACAUUUACUUUUCUUUAUCUGUAUAUGUAAGGAGGGGUGGCUAUACAGAGCUGUGAAUAAUUCCAGAAAAGGUUGGAACUGUACCAAGAAUGAAAGACUGAUCAGCACCAUCUGGUCAUAUAUUACAACUAAGAAGAAAGAAAAUCCAAUAGUGUGUUACAAGAUGAUGAAUUAGUCAAACGUCCAAAAGAUAACUGCUCACUGCUCAAACUUGAUCCUUCGUCCCUUGGGAAAGGGAGCCUUUAUAUUACCCUGCUAAUUAUAAUGAGAUUAUAGGACUAGUAAAACCUAAAUUAAUUGGCUUUAACAAGAUAGGUUAUUUCUGUCUCACAUAGAAGAAUCUGUAAAUAAAGAGUCCAGAGAUGGAUGGCA